Corvus hawaiiensis (hawaiian crow) is the source of this 4360-nucleotide messenger RNA. It is a transcript of the gene AQP9, whose product is annotated as aquaporin 9. Gene Ontology annotation, cellular component: basolateral plasma membrane; plasma membrane. The transcript is spliced from 7 exons. Gene Ontology annotation, molecular function: glycerol channel activity; urea transmembrane transporter activity; water channel activity. The coding region runs from base 54 to 974 and encodes 306 amino acids. The record is from RefSeq and is a predicted model, not a curated record. Lineage: Eukaryota; Metazoa; Chordata; Aves; Passeriformes; Corvidae. Gene Ontology annotation, biological process: water transport; glycerol transmembrane transport.
GAAGUUCACUAGAGAGCAAGGCAUUUAGUCCAAAAAGAGUACUGUGAGUGAAUAUGCAAAAUUCAACACACACCACCAAGGGCACCAGAGCAAUAGAGGAAGCCAAAAUGAGCCAGAAAAGCAAAAGGAGUUUAAAGGAGAAAUUUGCCUUGAAGAACAGCCUGAUUAAAGAAGCCCUUUCAGAGUUCCUGGGAACUUUUAUACUGAUAGCUCUCGGCUGUGGGUGCGUGGGACAGGCUGUCCUCAGCCGGGGAAUGCAUGGAGGGCCCAUGACAGUGUCAGUGGGAUUUGCCAUGGCAGUCACCAUAGCAGUGUACGUGUCCGGGGGGGUUUCUGGUGGUCACAUAAACCCAGCUGUUUCAUUAGCCAUGUGCGUGACUGGAAGAUUAAAAUGGACCAAAUUACCAAUUUACAUAUUAGCACAACUCCUGGGAGCAUUCGUUGGAGCAGCGGCUGUCUUUGGGAUUUAUUACAAUGCCUUUAUGGAGUAUAGUGAUGGAAAACUUGAAGUCACAGGACCUAAUGCAACAGCGCAAAUCUUUGCCACAUAUCCAGCUCCCUAUCUGUCCCUCAUAAAUGGAUUUGCAGAUCAGGUGAUGUCAACAGCUGUUCUUCUUCUGGCUAUAUUUGCUAUUUUUGACACCAAAAAUAACAGCGUACCCAAGGGCCUGGAGCCAAUUGCAGUAGGACUUCUUAUAAUUGUUCUUACUUGCUCCUUGGGAAUGAACAGUGGCUGUGCCAUGAACCCAGCCAGGGACCUUGGCCCAAGGCUCUUCACAGCUGUGGCAGGAUGGGGGAUGGAAGUAUUCACAGCUGGUAAUAAUUGGUGGUGGGUUCCUAUAGUUGCACCUCUGCUGGGAGGUGUACUUGGAGCCAUGAUCUAUGUCAUUUUUAUUGAAAUUCAUCACUCGGAUCCUCAAUCAGGAGAAGAAAAUGAAGCACAUGCAAAAUAUGAAUUGACCAAUAUGGCGUAAGAAGUGAAGAACUUUCUCUUCAUUUUGUUGUGCAGUUUUUAUGCAAAUGGUUGUUUGGACCACUGUAUGAAACCCAUAUGCCUCAAUUACAAAUUCACCUUUCAAAGCAGAAAUUCUGUAUAGAAGUUCAAAAUUGAAGUCUUUCCAGGAAACAUUGGGCUGAUCACAUUCAAAAUUGUUAUCUUGAGUAUGAGAAGGCUAAAUUGUUAUUUUCAUAUAGCUUUUGGAUCGAGUUAUCUCCUAGAUGCAAUUGUAGUGAGAUGAUGCACUGACCUGUUAAUUCAAGUCAUAUGAUAUUAAUCAUGUUGCCUAAUUAACUGAAAACAGUUGAGAUAUUGAUACAAAAGUGCAUGCAUAGCUAGUUAAUGGGUUCGGUGCUGAAUUAACAUGCAAGAACAUUACUCCCUUGUCAAGAAUGUCUUGUCUAAACAUUUAAAACAAUACCCAAAUUGGCUAAAUGCCAAUUGAAACAGUUUAAAAUCAUUCACUAAAUUUUAUGGAGCCACUAUUGAACAGCAAGAAAACAACUCCUCAGUGAUUAGGUUUAGUAACUCAGAAUAUGAUCACAAAAGGUAAAAACUGUUUGUUGUAAGAUCAGCACCAGAUGACAACUUCUACACAGGGUCUUCAUAGCAUUAAUGUUUAGUUAUUUUUAGACUAUUUACUUGACCUUUAUGCUACCCAGUAUUAAAAGCCUUAUGUGGAAUACUAAUCUGAAGCUCUUCCGCUGUGCUUUCUGGAUACAAUUCAUUCCUGUGGAGAUGGCCCAGCAAGAGGCUUAUGCUGUGCAGAGGCCAGCACAAAGCCUAUGUCUGUGUAAGCUUUAAGGUGUCCUGCUGCUUCUGAUUUGCAUAGGUGGAUUUCAUCUGCAUUGUGGGAGCAAUUUUUAGUUCGGUAGAAGGAAUUAAAAUUAGAAACUGGUCUCAGACCUAGUCCUAGAUCUGAAUUCCCCAAGGAAGGCCAGAUCAGAGUUCUGAUGUGUGGGUUCUCUCUCGCUAAAGAGAAGAGGUUGGACAUAUACCACUUCCUAAAUAUCCAGCCUUGAAAAUAAAAUUAUUUCUGCUUAGUCAUUGUGAAUUGAAUGUAUUCAGUUAAAUCAAAGUUUAUUUCUCUUAUGUAUACAUCUAUCCAUGGUUGGUGGUGGUGAUCAUGAAUAAACAGACAUCCAAUUCAGCAAUGCUCCUGAGCUACUUUCAUGGAUGGCUAAACUUCAGAGUACCAGUUCUUCCCUUUGGAUUCCUAUAACUCUGCUCUCUCAAAUUCCACACUACAUUCCUGAUUUAACUCCUGAAGUGAGGAAUGCUUUCUGUUGCCACUAAUAACCUGUGCGCUUCCAGGUGAUAUCUGCAAAAGAGGUUUACAAAAUACCAUGGUCAGAACCGGCCGCAGCAUUUGGGCAGAUCAGGCCUUUGUCACUGCUUGUUUUGAUCACGCUCCCUGGGAUGCCGUGCCAAAUUCAUGCAGCAAAGGGACAGAAAUAGCAGGUCAAGAAAAGCUUUGCUUGCUGCAGCUCAAAUUCAGAUAUUGCAGUAUACUUGAGGGAGUAUAAUUCCAACUUUAAUUAUGUUUUGAAGAAAACUUACAUAACUGUAAUGAACUCAGGCUGCCCAGAGACAUAUCAGCCCUGUGCAAAAUGCUCAUUUGAUUCACUGUGUCUCUGCCGUGGGUUAAAUUCUGCUAUAUUCAUGCACAUUUGACUGCAUCCUUAUAUCACUGGCUGGAGAGUCUCAGGAACAAGAAGGGAGAGCUUAUAAAAACAGUUCUCAAUCUGAGCAGAGAAGAAUCAAGAGUAAAAUGUGAAUUAGUCCUAAUUUUAGAUCUUUUGUUGGCAGCAGAGACAAGCUAGAUCAUCUGUCCUGCAUAUUGAUAAGCUGCACUACAUAAACCAAGAUGAGAUGUAAAUGCAAUUGCAGACUGACCCUUCGUUUGCCCCCAACCCUUUCAGGGAGCGCUGUCUCUCACCCCUUGCCUGUUCCUUGGGCAGGAGCGCUCCCAGGUGGCUGCCAACCUUCUAUGUCUGGAGAGCGAUUACAGACGUAGAAACAGUCUGAGGGCUGCCCUCAGGUCUGAAAGGCACUUACUCUUCCACUGAUUCCAACGUGUAAUAUGAAAUAUCCGUGCAAAAAAUAAACAGCUAAUUAACCGGAUGUAACCAAUCUUAUCCAAAAUGGUAGGGGCAAAUUAUCACUUGUGUUAGAAUUUUGCAUAGUCAGUAGACUCCAUAUGCAUCACAAUGUUGUUUCCUUUAAUCCACCAUGGAAAACACAUGGAAAAGGAGAUUACAGGUCAGGAAUGAAAAAAGGACAGUUUAUUUAUACAAGCUACUCAGGGACCAACCCACACUCGCUGUGUGCCUGUGCAUUGGCCAAGGUACAUAAAGUUGUUCAUUUUCUCAAAACCCUUUUGAUCACAACAUGUUCUGCCUGUACAUCAACAUGAAAUCUUGUUUCUCCUACUUAUGCCAUUCCUAUGCACAGAAUUUCUGUAUGAGUGACAUUGACUUGUCUGAAGUUAUUAACACGCACAUCUUAAGCAGCGACACACUAGUGUGAUAGCAAAAUAGUAUCUUAAAUAUGCUCUCAACUUGUUGUCAAUUCUGCGUUUGCCUUAAGAAUUUAUUUUUAAACUUUAAUUCAUCAUUCAAUGUUUUUGUAAAUUCUCUGGAGACACAGUCACAAAAGCCUGGAGUCACAAAAACCAGAAUUUCAUUCAGUAACAAGAUGUUAUAGGCCUAUCUCGGAUCUGAAAAUUUAAAUUUCAAGGAAUGAAUUCCUGCUUUUGGGACAAACCUCAGCUGAAUCUUUACUACAAAACCAUGACCAGCAUCUCCAUAAUGUAAUGGGAACAAUAACAAUCACCUCAUUCCAUAAACUUAUACAGACAUUAUCUGUUUUAUAGAAAACAAAAAAGUAUUUUGACUUUGCAUGAACUAUGCAAUUUUCUAAUACCAACUGAUAUUCAGUGGUCACACUUAUGUUAAACUAAUAUAAUAGAGUUGGAAACAAGUUUUUCUUGCUGAAAGAUGUUUUGGUUAAUGAGUUAAUAGUAAUCAGCCUUGAUGAUUUUAAUGCUGAAAGGAAUUAAUUUCAGGGCAUUGCUCAACUUUCAUUUGGGGUUUGUUCUUUUUGGGAGCAAUGUGUUUGUUCUUCAGAGCUAAACUUAGUACUGGAGUAAUUUGGAAAGCUGCAAAUAGCACUGAGUUAAAGGUUGGCUACUGCAUGUUGUUUCAUUGAAGUCAGUGAAAUUAUUCACAAUGGGUGGCAAUACAGGCAAGGAUAAGUGAUCAGAGAAUGGCGGACAUUUUACUUUCUUGGAGUUUUGUUUGUGGAUCUGGAUGUUCAAAUAUUUUGGUUCAAAAUAAAAACAGUCAAUUCCUAAUAAAUGCA